AUGACGGACGUCUUGAAUGCAAGCAUCAGAUACAUGCCGCAGAGGCCACUUCCGUUGUCACAGAGCUUGCGAGUCUCACCACCACCCUUACCGGUCGAGACUUGGGACCACGUCAUCGACUAUUUACGAUAUUGGGGCCUUUGGGAUGAUCUAGCGGCCUGCUCCCUGGUGUGCAGACGAUGGCGCGCAAGGAGCCAGUCCCACCUUGCCAGGAGAGUGCGCCUCUUGCGUCGCGGCGACGUAGUGACACUGUCGCGUGAAAUACGGAGCGGAAUCCGUACUAGCGACACUCUCAAGGUGACCGACAUCGAGGUCACGGUCAAGAACUCGCUGUUUGGCAAGAGGGACACCAUCAGCCACCUGGGGACCUUCGUGCCGGCCCUCGCUGGACGUUUCGCGAACCUGAUGAGGCUGUAUCUAAAGGGAGAUUGGCCCGCCGGGAUGAUGCACCAAGACUUCUUCAUCCACCUUUCUGCAUUCUCUUCCAUCACCCAUCUCUCCCUUGUCGAGCUUCACCUCCCUAAUGUCUCCGUUUUCGGUCGAAUGGUUUGUGCACUACCGAACCUUGUUUCCAUCAAGUGCCAUCGGUGCACUGUGACUGCUGGACUCGACGUCGGAGAGGAAACUCCUGGCCAACCGGGUAUAGUCCCUCCUAGAUAUGCGGUAUUCAGAAGCAGGUCGCUCAAGCUGCAGCAGUUUGGCUACAAGUUUGCUGCUCACUCGGACAUCAUGCAGUUCAUGACAAUUUGCGGAUGGAACACCGGCUUAGAGGAUAUCUCGCUGGACUGGAGCUUUCUCGAUGAUCCAGAGACACCUUUGAUUGCACCUUUCCUCGCCGGCGCUCGCGAAUCCCUGCGCUCCUUGACGUUCGCUGUCGCUGGACCGCAUCAACCUCAUGAUCGCACCAUCGGCAGUCGCCGCCUCACGACGCUGACUAUCUGGUUGGCCCAAUCUGUCAUGCGUGUGCAGGGCUCGGGCGAGUAUUGGAUGGCUCGUCUGCUGUCUCACAUCAAGUCGGAGGUCAUUCGCGAUGUGACAAUCGUCUUGGAUACACACGAGGACAGCUGGCAACAAGAAGACAGGACGACGAGAGUUGCCAGUCUGACCGAGCGCCUGCCGAUGAGUUUGUACAGGUGGGUCGAUUCGGACCCCGCUCGUCAUCUGAGCAAGCACCGCUGCAGCCAGAUCGAAGAUGUGCUACUACUUCCGCAAUAUGCGACGCUUGAGCGCGUCGUUGUCGAGUACAGAUACCGUCAAGAGAACAGCGGUUCUCUGUCCAUAGGCGAGACGCAGUGGUCGACGGUCAUGCAAGCCCGCUUUCCACGAUUGUACAAGCAAGGGCUUCUGUUUACACGAGAAAAUGACGCUGGGCCGUGCAGCGACAUGGCUACGUUGUCCAAAGACCACCACAGCAGCCGGCUGGACUCAAAGCAACAGUACUUCGACUUCUUGUUAGCGUUUGUCGAAGUGUGGGAGGAAGUCUUCGACUGCUUGUACGAUUGGGUGGAUUACGAGAGCUUGCAGAAUUGCUCGGCAGUCUGCAAACAGUGGCGCCAAAGAUGUCUCCUUCAUCUGCAGAUUACUACGUUGGUGCUUUCUGAUCGGGAGCAAGUCGCUCGAGUAGCGAAGGCCACACGCGCAGGCUACUACCCGGCAGGCAGCAUACAAGAAGUCGUAAUCGGCUCUCGCACAUGGCAGCCGAUCCCUCACCUCAAUUCCUUCGUCGCCAUGUUUGCAAAUAGAUCCUUCAACGUGAAGCAGAUCGCCAUCCAGUACGCGCUCUGGCGUGCCGGCGACGUCCGUCCAGACGUCUUUCUCCACCUCUCUGCGUUCACUUCUGUCGUCCGUCUCUCCCUCGGGGAAGUCGCAUUCCCUGAUUUCGCCACUCUGCGGCAUCUCAUAUACGCGCUGCCUAGUCUGCAAGGUCUCGGGUGCUGGGGCGUGACAUUCUCCAACACUAAGUCAGGGCCUCUACUCUCGUCUGCAUGUUCUCCCGCAUAUUCGAGGCUCAAAUUGACGAAGCUGAGGCUCUGCGGCGGCACACAGGAGAUCGAGGCGCUUGCUCACUUCUUCGUCGAUUCGGGCAUCAGUGCGCUUGUGCACGACCUGCUGGUGACAUACCGGCUGGGACGCCCGGCAACAGACGUUCCCGCCCUUUCUGUGCCGAAUAUGCAGCGAAUGCUUCAGUCUUCUGGGACGUCUCUGCGCACAGUGCACAUCGACGUCGUCAAGCUCCAUCGAAGGGGCGGUGCGGCAAAUCCAGUAUUGUUCCACAAUGGAAAGCUUGAAUCGAUCAAAUUGCGCUUUGACCACAUUCCGGGUGGCGGUCCCAUGUGGUACUGUUCUAUGCUGGCCGGCAUCAGUUCCCCGAGAGUUACGAGAUUACACCUGGUAUAUUCACCUCAACUGCUGGACUCCCUGAAAGAGGACCCACACACUGUACUCGCUCAGACGCUGAAAGAAGAUCAUUGCGCUCAACUGGAAGGGAUCUUAAAUACCAAAUUGUUCGCGCGACUCCACGAUGUCGUGCUGGAGCUGCGGUGCUCUCCUCAAUACACGCAGAUAGACGAGGCUUCUUGGUCAAAGACGCUGAAUCGCUGGCUUCCUGGGCUCCAUGGUCGAGGCAUCCUACGCACGCCUGUAGUCGUAGAUUUCACCUCCAAGCAACGACUGCAGAGAGGGAAGAAGACAGUUCGUGGACCAGCGACGGAUGAGGAAAUCGACCGAUCAGGUCAUCAUUUCAAUCAAGCCUAG
Postia placenta MAD-698-R-SB12 is the source of this 2754-nucleotide messenger RNA. RefSeq lists its product as hypothetical. The record is from RefSeq and is a predicted model, not a curated record. Bases 1 to 2754 code for a protein of 917 amino acids. The transcript is spliced from 10 exons. NCBI's taxonomy places the organism in Eukaryota, Fungi, Basidiomycota, Agaricomycetes, Polyporales, Adustoporiaceae. Gene Ontology annotation, molecular function: protein binding.